AUGAAAACUCAAUGGAAAGAUUCAGUGCCCGAAAGUGAAGAGGAGAGAUUUAGACAGAAAUGCAAAGAAUUGAAAAAGAGGGUUCUUGAAGUUGAACAAACCAACGAAGUUGCUACAAUAGCAUUGAGUAGGACGCAAGCAUCAAUACGUAGAUUAAGACUCGAAUACGCAAUAUUGAUUGAAAGACUAGAAGAUAGAGCUCAACAUCUACCUGAUGGAGUUACAAAUUUUGAAGAAAUGGCAGGUCCUCCAACACCAAGUAUACUAGAUGAACAUUUAGUAAAAUCAUCCAAAAAUGGCACAAGUAAGAAAUCAACCAAGAAGCUCACAGGAGGUAAACUUACAGGAAAUGUGUCGUCAUCAUCACCAGGAGCCGGACCGGAAGCAAGGAACUUGAUAAAUAAUAUUGCUGGUGCAUCAUCAGCCGAGAAUGCCACUGCAACAUCAACUAACCCUGCAUUAGCCAAGAAUCCUAAGUAUAGAGAUCCUGAUUUACCCAAACGACCAACUAACGCGUAUCUCCUAUUCUGUGAACAAGAAAAGGAACGACUCAGACAGCAACAACAAGAAGAUCCUGAAAAUAAUACACGAGACUUAUCUAAAGCCAUGACCGAAGCUUGGAAAGCUUUGAGUGAAGAAGAUAGGAAACCAUUUUAUAAAUUGUAUGAAGAGGAUAGAGUCAGAUAUCAAAAGGAAAUGGCUGAAUAUAAUCAGAAAAAGGAGGCUGAAAUGGAGCAAGCAGGUGAUGAUGAAGGGGAAGUUGAUACCAAUGAAGGAGGUGAUGACAAUGAAGAUGAGAAUGAGGGUGGAGAUGUUGAGGAAGAAGAAGAAGAUGAUGAAGAAGAAGAAGAAGAGGAGGAGGAGGAGGAGGAGGGGGAAGAGCUGGAACAAAGAAACGGGGAUGAAAGGGAGACAAAGCGACAAAAGAUAGACAAUGGUGUUGAAGUUGGUCACGUUGAACAAACAGAAACUCCAGAAGUCAAAAUAGAAGAGGAAAAGGUAGAGUAG
Messenger RNA from Lodderomyces orthopsilosis Co 90-125, 1008 nucleotides. RefSeq lists its product as uncharacterized. Bases 1 to 1008 code for a protein of 335 amino acids. The transcript is spliced from 2 exons. Lineage: Eukaryota; Fungi; Ascomycota; Pichiomycetes; Serinales; Debaryomycetaceae. The record is from RefSeq and is a predicted model, not a curated record.